Messenger RNA from Talaromyces atroroseus, 1566 nucleotides. RefSeq lists its product as hypothetical. The transcript has a single exon. Gene Ontology annotation, biological process: transmembrane transport. Lineage: Eukaryota; Fungi; Ascomycota; Eurotiomycetes; Eurotiales; Trichocomaceae. Gene Ontology annotation, molecular function: transmembrane transporter activity. Bases 1 to 1566 code for a protein of 521 amino acids. The record is from RefSeq and is a predicted model, not a curated record.
AUGCCAGACGCAAUUAAUGUACAAGACGCGCGGAAAAGCCGGGGCGAAUUGACGGAAGAGGCACAUGCGGGAGAGAAAGAAAAAAAUUCUAGAGAAAUGAAAGAACAGCUCGAACAAGAGCAAGCACCACAGAACGAAACGACCAAGAUUGAUCCCAACUUCGUGACAUGGGAUGGACCAGAUGAUCUCGCAAAUCCCAAAAAUUGGAAGACUGGUCGGAAAUGGGCUGUCACGUUCGUCGUCUCAUCUUUUACCCUGAUAUCACCCCUAUCUUCCUCAAUCCUUGCACCGGCCUUAAGCUCUAUUGGCCAAGAGUUCAAUAUCACGAAUGAUGUUGAGUUGUCUCUAGCAUUGUCAAUUUUUGUGCUCGCAUAUGCAAUCGGCCCAUUAUUCUUGGGGCCUCUUUCUGAGCUGUAUGGACGCUCGCGGGUCCUCCAACUAUCAAACCUAUUCUACUUCUUUUUCAAUCUCGGGUGCGCCCUUGCACGGUCCAAAGCACAGAUAAUGGUCUUCCGCUUCUUUGCAGGGCUUGGAGGCUCAGCACCCUUAGCUAUUGGCGGAGCAGUACUCGGAGAUCUCUUCACUACUGACACACGAGGGCGUGCAAUCGCUGUUUAUUCACUGGCACCUCUACUCGGACCGGCUAUCGGCCCUAUUGCGGGUGGCUUUAUCACACAGAAUACCUCUUGGCGCUGGAUCUUUUAUGCUACAACGAUGGCCGACGGAGUUAUCCAGCUCAUUGGCCUGUAUUUCUUGCGAGAGACUUUUGCACCUCUACUCUUACAGCGCAAAAAAAACAAGCUAAUUAAGGAAACCGGCAAUCCAAAUUAUUACACCAAGUCAGAUACAAAAGCAGACCGCACAGUCUUGAAAACCUUACAAGCAGCUCUGGUUCGGCCAUUCCGACUCCUCGCAACUCAACCUAUCAUCCAGGUGCUAGCACUAUAUAUGGCCUACGUCUACGGGCUGAUCUACAUUGUCCUUUCCACUUUCCCCACGUUAUGGACUUCUCCCGACCAUUACGAUGAGAAAACAGGUAUUGCUGGGCUUAAUUAUAUCUCGCUCGGCGUCGGGUUUUUCCUUGGAACCCAGAUCUUCGCCCCAUUACAAGACCGUGUGUACCGAGCCCUCAAGGCGAGGACACCAGAUAACAUCGGCCGUCCUGAAUUCCGCGUUGUGCUCAUGUUCCCCGGCGCAUUGAUCGUGCCUUUUGGUCUAUUUAUUUACGGCUGGACGGCCGAAUAUAAAACACAUUGGAUCGCACCCAACAUCGGUGCUGCCACAUUUGCUGCGGGAACCGUCAUCAGCUUUCAGUGUAUACAGGCAUAUGUUGUUGAUAGUUAUACAAGAUUUGCCGCAAGCGCAUUAGCGGCGAGUACGGUGCUGCGAAGCUUGGCUGGAUUUGGCUUCCCGCUUUUUGGACCGUAUGUGUAUUCCUCAUUGGGUUAUGGAUGGGGUAAUAGCCUCUUGGCAUUCCUUGCCAUAGGAUUGGGAUGGCCAGCACCGUUCUUGUUAUGGCGUUUUGGAGAAAUCUUGAGAAAGAAGAGUCCUUAUGCUGCUGGUUGA